Anastrepha ludens (Mexican fruit fly) is the source of this 1334-nucleotide messenger RNA. RefSeq names its product 17-beta-hydroxysteroid dehydrogenase 13 (gene Ldsdh1). The transcript has 6 exons. Lineage: Eukaryota; Metazoa; Arthropoda; Insecta; Diptera; Tephritidae. Gene Ontology annotation, molecular function: oxidoreductase activity, acting on the CH-OH group of donors, NAD or NADP as acceptor. The coding region runs from base 193 to 1155 and encodes 320 amino acids. Gene Ontology annotation, cellular component: lipid droplet. The record is from RefSeq and is a predicted model, not a curated record.
UUUUUAGAUUUUCAGUUUGAAUUCUGAAUCGGUCUGUUACGGUUUAUUGUAGCUCUUAACUAUAUUUAGCCGCAUAGAGCAUCAGCGUUUGCUGUCCUUAAGGAAGUACAAAAAGGACACGCACUGUAAUAUCCGAUACGUCUGUGUUGUUUGUGCGCGUUCGAGAAAUACAAUUUCUAAAUAAAAUCAAAAAUGGUUGAACAAACGAAUACUGCGAGUUCUAAUGACUCUAGCAAUAACAACAAUGUGGACAUUUACAAUAUUGCCACUGUAGUGGUUGAUAUAGUGUUGCUGAUAGUCAAGUUCUGGAUUGCUAUAGUGCAAUCGAUCAUCAAAUCAUUUGCGCCACACAAGAUCGAUGUCAAAGGUCAAACGGUAUUGAUCACCGGUACUGGACAUGGUAUUGGCAAGGAACUUGCUUUACAGUACAGUGCACUCGGCGCCAAACUUAUUUGCUGGGAUGUGAAUGAGGAAGCCAACCAGCAGACAGUGAAGGAAAUCAAGGCUUACGGUGGUGAAGCGCACGCCUACACGUGUAAUGUUAUCAAACGUGAGGAGAUUAACGCACUGGCCGAGCAGAACAAGAAGGAGCAUGGCUUUAUCAACAUUAUUGUGAAUAAUGCAGGAAUUAUGCCAUGCCAUCCAAUACUGGAACACACCGAGACGGAGAUAAGGAAUAUGUUCGAUAUUAAUGUGUUGGCGCACCUUUGGAUCAUCCAAGCCUUCCUGCCCGAUAUGAUCGCACGCAAUGAAGGACAAAUCGUCGCUUUGUCAUCAUGCGCCGGUUUUUUCGGUUUGCCCAAUUUGGUGCCUUACUGCAGUACUAAAUUCGCUGUGCGUGGCCUAAUGGAAGCGCUGAGCGAGGAAUUGCGACAAAAGUAUCCACAGAAUAAGAUCAAACUGACCACCAUCUACCCAUACAUGGUGGACACUGGUCUCUGCAAGCGUCCACAUUUCCGUUUCCCUGCCCUAUUCAAACUGGUUAAACCCAAAGACGCGGCGGCUGGCAUCAUUAGGGCACAACGCACCAGCGUGGAGCAUGUCAGUAUUCCACGUGAAUUUAUGUACAUAGAGAAAUUCUCACGUAUAGUACCACGGAAUGCCAUGCGUCUAGUUAGCGAUUUCCUCGAUGCAGGCGUGCAUUCAGAUAAAUGAGAGCAAAAGCGAGCGAGAAGUGAACUCGAUGAAAGUAAAAAACAAAAAAAUGUAUUAAACAUUUAAAGAGCAGUAACAACGAGAUGCCGCAUUUGUAUGCCGUUAUUUUUAACGAAACCAAAUUACCAAAUAUAUAUAUAUUAAGUAACUCUUGUAAUUCGCAAUGUACAAAUUUUUCU